Molecule: messenger RNA, 462 nt
Organism: Macroventuria anomochaeta
Lineage: Eukaryota; Fungi; Ascomycota; Dothideomycetes; Pleosporales; Didymellaceae
Product: substrate-binding domain of hmg-CoA reductase
Exons: 2
Coding region: 1-462 (153 amino acids)
Biological process (GO): coenzyme A metabolic process
Molecular function (GO): hydroxymethylglutaryl-CoA reductase (NADPH) activity
Source: RefSeq, a predicted model, not a curated record
AUGGCCUUCCGCUUCGCUCAAAGGCCAGUCAAUUCACUGGACUCUGCCCCCCCCUACGAUCUCCGAAGCCAUCAUCGAAAACCACGCCGGCUUCAUCCGCGUCCCAGUCGGCAUACCAUGAUGUUCAUUGCUUGCGGACAAGACGCUGGAAGUGUUGCGAAAAGCGCUUGGGCGCAUCUCAGCACCACUUUGAAUCAGGAGACGAAGAAUCUCAAGUUGAGUCUCUUCUUCCCAAGUCUGCCUGUGGGCAUUGUGGGUGGAGGAGCCAUAUAUGCAUCGCAGAAAGCGAGUCUAGAGUUGUUGAAGUGUCGCGGUCCGGGGAGCAAGAGGAAACUGGCAGGUCUGGUGACGUGCUUCUCUAUGGCGUUGGGUACCAGUGCGGCGGCGGCGAUUGCGAGUGGAGGGUUUACAAAUGCGCAUAAGAUACUUGCGAGGGAUAAGGUGGAUAAGAGCAAGCUAUAG